Oikopleura dioica is the source of this 1149-nucleotide messenger RNA. The record is from the annotation of a GenBank genome assembly. NCBI's taxonomy places the organism in Eukaryota, Metazoa, Chordata, Appendicularia, Copelata, Oikopleuridae.
AUGGCUCAGAGAAAAGCGAUCGUUAAUAUCUACGAGCAGUUCAAAGAGUUGCUCGGCCCGGUCGGCGCCGGAAUUGGCCUCAACGGCGGUGCCCUUUGCCUGUCAAAAUUGGGUUACCGUCAUGUUUGGGAAGAUGUGGCCGAGCAAAUUCACCACGUUAAUCAAGUCAGCCCUAGCGGUAAUAUUUCAAGAAUGUUUCCACUCGACCUGCUGAAGAAUACGCCGAUGGAAGGGCAUUUCAUUUGCGCGCGACGGGAUUUGUUCAUCAGAAAUCUUUUCAAAGCGAUGGAAGAAAAUCCCGAUGUGAAUAUUCAUAUCGGCGAAAAAGCCGUCAAUUUCGACCAAACGAAGGACGAAGCUCUUGUCAGCUUCGAAAGUGGAAUCAAAGACAGCGCCGAAGUCAUCGUCUGCGCAGAUGGAAUUCACUCGGCCGGGAUCGAUUACAUCAUUAGGGAUGAAGAGCUUGCUGCGGCAAAGCACACUGGACAUUGCGUCUAUUACGGGAUUAUUCCGGAUAUUGGCAGGGACAUGCCGGACAAGACUGGUUAUGAAAUCGACGUUGGCGGGGGAUGCACAAUUAUGACCAUGCCUCUGCCAAACCGAGAAGCAAUGAUUGCCGUCUGUCACCCAGGCAACGACGACUGGCAUUCUGACUGCCGGAAAUGGUCCUUCAAAGUGCACGAUGGCGAGUUGCACGAAGUGUUCACCGAGCACGACUUCUACAACCGCCAAUCUAUCAUCACCCCGGAGAUGGUUAUGAACACAUAUCGGCUGCUCCACCUCGGCGUUUUUGAAAAACAAGACUUGCCAAAGUGGCACAAGGGGAGGAUUUGCAUGAUCGGGGAUGCUUGUCAUGCUAUGUCGCCUUUUCUUGGACAAGGCGCGAAUCAAGCGAUCCAGGACGCGUACCUCCUGGCCGAGUUCCUGGACGAGAUGCCGUACGAACAAGCAUUCCAGGCCUUCUACGACGUUCGCCACCCGACAGUGAAAAGACUCGUCAUGGCCAGCGAUGGCUUUGGCUAUCUCAGAAUUGUUGACAGCUUCUUUGGCAACAUUGCAAGAAACGUGAUGCGCGCAGGGACGAAAUACGCACCCGAUAAACUUCUUCAACUCAUGCUCAUGAAAACGAUGGCGCCGAACUUUUUAUAA